Molecule: messenger RNA, 1356 nt
Organism: Lycium barbarum (goji berry)
Lineage: Eukaryota; Viridiplantae; Streptophyta; Magnoliopsida; Solanales; Solanaceae
Product: 2-oxoglutarate-dependent dioxygenase 19-like
Source: RefSeq, a predicted model, not a curated record
CAAAUGCACUUGUCAUUAAAUAAAAUAUCUGGCAUAAGUUUUGUUGCAAGCUGUACUUGAAACAUAACAAAGUUUCUCGAUAAAUGUCAAUCAAAGAUAAGAACAGCACAAAUUAUCAAACACCGGCUUCAAGCUUCAGUAACAGAGAUGGAGAACAUAGUUCAACCAGCCAAUAUCAAACAACUUUCUGAAUUUCCUUUAAUUCCUUCUAAUUAUGUUCACUCUUCUUAUAACAACAAUUCCUCUGCCACUGACCCUGACGUUGUUUCAAACUCAAUCCCCAUCGUUGAUUUUUCUCUACUCACUUCCCUUGAUCCUCAUCAACGCUCCACAGCCAUCCACCAACUCGGCAAAGCAUGCCAAGAUUGGGGCUUCUUCAUGGUAGUGAACCAUGGCAUACCAGAAAAAUUGAUGAAGGCAGUGAUUGAUUGCACUCAUGAAUUUUUCAACUUGCCUGAGGAAGAAAAACAGGAGUUUGCUGGGAAGCAUGUGUUGGAUCCAAUAAGAUAUGGGACUAGCUUUAAUGCUUCUAAAGAAAUUGUCUUCUUCUGGAGAGACUAUCUCAAGGUCUUUGUUCAUCCUCAUUUUCACUCCCCUACCAAACCCCAAGGCUACAGGGAUAUUACAUCGGAGUAUACUCAGAAAAUCCGGGAAGUGGCAAGAAAGUUACUAGCAGGUAUAUCUGAAAGUUUAUGGCUUGAAGAAAGUUUCCUGGACAGAGCACUAGAUUUGGAAUCAGGCCUUCAAAUAUUUGUUGGAAAUUACUAUCCAGGUUGCCCUCAACCUGAACUUACAAUGGGGUUGCCAGCCCAUUCAGAUCAUGGCCUUUUAACCAUUCUCAUCGAUAACCAAGUUGAAGGUCUCCAACUUCAGCAUCAAGGCAAAUGGCUUCAUGUUAAAGCCCUUCCCAACUCUCUCUUGGUUAACACCGGCGACCAUCUUGAGAUAUUCAGUAAUGGGAAGUACAAGAGCAAUGUACAUAGAGCAGUGGUGAACAACAAAGAAACAAGGAUAUCAAUAGUUACACCCCAUGGUCCAUCACUGGAAACAGUUGUGAGCCCAGCUUCCCCACUGGUAGAUAAAGAACCAGCAGCUUAUAUUCCAAUCAGGGAUUACUUGGAGCUCCAACAGAGCAACAUACUUGAGGGGAAGUCCUCUUUGGAAAGAGUCAAGAUUCCAAAUAAUUGAGUGUUCUUUUUUUACCCUUUCUUUUCCUGGGAACUGACCUCUUCUUUCCACGUUUUUGAUGAGAUUAUUUUCUCAUAUUGAUUAUGGAGAACAGAGGUGGUAUAAUGGAACAAUAAUGUUAUAAAUUCAAACUGAUGUACUAUAGUUUAAAUUGUGAUCUUUUAAUCA